UUCUCUCUCUCUCUCCGUCUCUCUCUCUCCAUCCCCUCCCCCGUAACAGAGCACACCUGCCUGAUCUUGGCUGCAGGCGUCCACACAGCGAUCAGCUCUCGGCCUGCCGCGCUGCUCAUCAGCUCCAGCCCUCUCUGGAUUUGUGGGUGUUCAUCUCUACGCUUCUCCAUACACGCAGGCCUUUACAAGCAAAAUGAAAUCGGCCUGUCUCUCCCUGCUUCUGGUGUCUGUAUGCUGGGCUCUGCCCUUUCGUCAGUCCGGCUUCCUGGACUUUAUGAUGGAGGAUGAGUCGGCCUCAGGAGAUGGUCCAGUCAUGCCCACAGGGCCUCGUGGACCAUCUAUUCCUAAACGUCCAGAGGUGACUGAGGCAACUGAAGGACCAGAGGGACCUUUCUGCCCCUUCCGAUGCCAGUGUCACCUGCGAGUGUCUCAGUGCUCUGAUCUAGGUUUGAAGGCUGUUCCAGAAAAAAUUCCUGUGGAUACAACUCUGCUGGAUUUGCAGAACAAUAAGAUCACAGAGAUCAAGGAAAAUGACUUCAAAGGCCUGAAGAGUCUCCAAACGCUCAUCCUGGUUAACAAUAAGAUCACCAUCAUCCAUGCCAAGGCCUUCUCUUCUCUGAUCGACCUGGAGAGACUCUACCUGUCUAAGAACCUUCUGAAGGACGUUCCUGCAAACAUGCCAAAAAGCAUACAGGAGCUGCGCAUUCAUGAGAACCAGAUCACUAAGAUAAAGAAGGCCUCCUUUGCUGGCCUGGCCAAUGUCAUUGUUAUGGAGCUUGGCUCUAACCCUCUGAGUAGCAAUGGAGUCGACAACGGAGCCUUUGCUGAUCUGAAGAGGGUCUCUUACAUCCGUAUUGCUGACACUAACAUCACUUCCAUUCCCAAAGGUCUACCCAGCUCUCUGUUCGAACUUCACUUGGAUGGAAACAAGAUCACCAAAGUUACAGCUGAUAGUCUGAAGGGUCUCAAGCAACUCUCCAAGCUGGGAUUGAGUCAUAAUGAGAUCAGCGUGGUGGAGAAUGGCUCUCUGGCCAAUGUGCCUCACUUGAGGGAACUUCAUCUGGACAAUAAUGUGCUUUCUGCGGUCCCAUCUGGUCUGCCCGAACACAAAUACAUCCAGGUGAUCUAUCUUCAUGCCAACAAGAUUGCCGCCAUAGGAACAGAAGACUUCUGCCCUCCCAGCUAUAAUACAAAGAAAGCCAUGUAUUCUGGCAUUAGUCUGUUUAGUAAUCCAGUGCCCUAUUGGGAGGUCCAGCCAAUCACCUUCCGCUGCGUUUUUGACCGUUCGGCCAUUCAACUGGGCAACUACAGGAAGAAAUAGAGGGCUCAAUCACUGUUUUCACCCCGCCUCUUCCUUUUAAGCACAUAACUUAGUCUGAAUGUCAUAUCUCAGUUUACUCACAAUAAACCACAACUCCAUUGAUAUCAGACGGAUAUUACCUAACACUGCAAUAAUCAAAUAGCCAAAAGCAUAUUGUCUCUGAAAAUGCAUAUUUUGCAAUUUAUAUGUAAGAGAAAAAUUAUGAUUUAAAGCCAUAUCCACUUAGAAUAUCCAACAGUUUGCCCUUACAUCCAUGUGUAUGAUAAAAUCAUUUUUUGAAGGUCCAUUUUUGGAUCUUCUGGACCUAAGCCAUGUUUCUUAAGCUGGCCUGCAGAGCGGGCAGCAAGGGGUUAAAUAAAACAAAUACAGCCACACAAGAGCUUGUAUACUAGAAUGUACUCAGUUAUAACUUUGUGUAGCGCUAGUGUUGAGAUUGUGCUGUUGAAAUGUUCAUUUGUACUCACAUAGCAUCUGUAUUGUAAGUCGACAUGUUGGGCUGUAUUCAUGUUUUCACUUCAUCUCAGUUCGGAUGUUUCUUGGUGACAUUUGUAUUCGUCGGUUUCCUCGGAUCACGGCUGCCAUGUAACGUAGAGCCGAAAACCCUACCGUAGGUGAACGAAGCUGUUUGAGAUAAACUAGAAUAAACUAUGUUGUCGUUUUGAUGAAAGCGAUUCCCAGAAACCUAUUCGCAUGCUUUUCUAUGCAACUUUCUUAAUGAUUGUGGUGUUACAUGUUAGCGUGUACGUGUUUGCGUUAUUCGGUCUUGUUUUUUGUUGAAUGUCUGUGUUUCAGUCUGGAAUAACUGGGAGGAAGACGGUGGAUGCCUCCUUUGCUUUCAUGAGAGUCUGGAAUGUCUCUUGUAUAGACGCUGUACAUAAAUGCUGUAUAAAAGAAUCCUAUCAAUGCUUUGAAGCACAAGCACUUACAGUAGUUUGGACUUUAAUAUAUCGGCAAUAAAGGUAAUCCCUUUCUCUCUC
Molecule: messenger RNA, 2298 nt
Organism: Paramisgurnus dabryanus
Lineage: Eukaryota; Metazoa; Chordata; Actinopteri; Cypriniformes; Cobitidae
Source: RefSeq, a predicted model, not a curated record